AUGGUGGAGCUGCAGCGUCUUCAGACCGCAGACGUUCGCUACGCGAUCUCACGAUCAUGCGGGGACAUCGUCGAAGCUCUUAUCCUGCUGCAUUGCCCGGAGAAGAUGUCAAUGAGAAGUUGCGCAGAGAAGAGAUCGUUGUACGCACGCGAACCUGCUCGAUCGGCUUCUGCUCCGCCACGUAAACGGUGGUUUCACAAAGCUCCUCUCGAAAGAGUUCACUCACAGAUGACGGUAUGUGACGAAUUGACUCGCAAACUAGUCGGGGCGAUUACCACAUGGCACGAUAUCCACAGCAAUCUGCUCAGACUCAGCAUAGACAAAUCCUGCUCAGACAUAUCAAUCAGUGAUCAGUCAUCGAUUUCCUCUGACUCGGACGAAAGUGCGAAUGGUGCCGACUACGCGAACAGCAAUGCAGCGAGGUUUUCCCUUUCGAACCCGGAACUCACGUCAAUGCAGAUCAAACAGAUGUUUCCGGAGCUCAGCGAGCACUGGAGAAGAUCGUUGGGAUUGGGAUUUGCCUGGACUCCAAUACGUGAACUAGCCGAGGAACAGCUAAUUCGCGACCAAACCUACGCCGGUAAACUGGGAACAUGCUACGUUAAUCGGAUCAGAAGUGAAGAAAGAAGGAUGGACUGCGGUACCCCGUGUGACAAUCUUGGCACUGUCAUCGGAACUGCACUACAGAAGAGGCGACCGUCUGAUGGAAGAUUGUAG
Necator americanus (New World hookworm) is the source of this 717-nucleotide messenger RNA. RefSeq lists its product as uncharacterized. The coding region runs from base 1 to 717 and encodes 238 amino acids. The record is from RefSeq and is a predicted model, not a curated record. Lineage: Eukaryota; Metazoa; Nematoda; Chromadorea; Rhabditida; Ancylostomatidae. The transcript has 6 exons.